CGGCGUUCUAUGUAAUCUUGUGGAGAAUCAGCCAAUAACGUCAUUCGGCAUAAAUAAAUAAUUUCCACUAAUGGCGACAUGGACUCUGUUUUGUGCUUGAUGGCGCUGCUAGAUUUGGUUGCUUUAUUCGCCGUGAUCGGAGUUUUAUUUAUGUAUUUUGUUCAUGUCGUGGCUAUUAUUUACGGGUAAGAUUUGACAAUGUUUCAUUUGCUUUCGUGCACUUUUUAUAUCAUAGUAUUUCAACGUUCUUCUGAGAACAACGUUGGCCUUUGUUUAUAUAGAAUGAUUAUUAUGAUUGAUUCAUUGACUUCACUUCUGUAUUUUGCAGCAAAGUUAAGCUUCAUAGGUGCAAUUUGUCGUCCAGGGAUGCCUCUCAAAAUUCAUGUAACUCGUGCCCUGGUGUCACUAUGUUGAAGGUUUGUGCUUUUGAGCGAAUUCAUAAUAAUUCAAUAUAACAGUUAUAUUUUAGAACAAACAGUCAUCAUGUGUAAUUUUAUAUAAUCGUUCAUGUAUUUUAAUAAAUAUGAACAACGAUUUAUUGGCCAUGUUAUACAAUGCAAUAUUUGCUACAUCAUGCUGUAGAAAAUGGUGAUUCAGGGGUAUGUGUUGUUUGUCAGAUUUUCAAAACUAUAUUUUGUGAUGUGCACUUUGAAAAGCUUGCCAUGUUGCAUUGGGCUAUUCCAUUUAAAAGACAUAACCCCCCUAUCGAGGACAAGGGUUUUACCAUAUCCCUGAAGAAUUCCUGACAUAAAAGAGAUCCCCUGAAGAAUUCCUGUUAAUAGCAUUUACCCCUGAAGAAAUCAGCAUUUACCCCUGAAGAAUUUCAAUUUUUACAUCUGACCCCUGAGGAAAUCUCAUUCAAAAUAACCAACCCCUGAAGAUUCCACAGGAGAAUUUGUUUACCCAUGAGGAAUUCCAGGGUUAAAAAUUACCUUACUCCUGAAGAAUUCCAAGGUCCUCGAUAGGGGGAUUACGGAUAUUAAAUGGAAUAGCCCAUUCAGAAUUUUGUUGUUGUUUUCUACUUUCUUUCUGUCACUGCCACAAUUUGGAAAAAACGUGUGUCGCAUGUUGUAUUUUCUUUCUGAUUCAGGGCACGAAAUAACGGCCGAUCAAUGAUCAGUCAUCGGCAGGAAAUUGCUUUUGAUCGGUAGAGAAGCAAGGUUGCCGAUCAUCUUAACCGGCAAGGACCAUUGUCUUAAAAACAUGGUUAAUGUUGUUAACGAACACCAUGCAAUAAUACCACAUUAUCACAGAAUAUAUAAACAUAAUUAACAUAUCCUAUACUGAUAAGCCAGAUUUUCAUUUGAGCAGCAGAAAAUCAUGACUGCUGAUCACCAUGAUCGGGAACGUUGGAAAAGUUAUUUCGAGCCCUGUGAAUUUACCCUAACAGGAGCUGCCUAGAAAGUACUUGUAAAAAACUGUACUCAUCUGGUAUGUUGUUAAUCCAUUGAACCAGUGUGCCAGCACUCUCCCCUCGAUGAGUAAAAUCGUCUCACGUUGAACAGAGUAAAACAAUAAAGUAGGGCAUAUUAGGGGGCCCUACAUGGUUAGCAUUUAUUCCUGCUGAUAUUUCUCAUUCAUUUCAUUGUUUCCUCUUUGAUAUGUUAAGUAAGGAUUUCAAUGUCAGCAUAGUUAUACAUGGCCAUGAUCGCAAUUUCUCUGCAAAUAUGUGUGGAGCAUUGCAGUUUCUGAAAUUAUUUUAAUUGCAAGGUGCAGCCUUGAAAACUGGCUUCUUUUGCCAAGGCAAGUCAGAACAUUCUCAAUAUGCCUCUGCAAUUGCUGAGUGCCAAGGCAAUUUAUGAAAGCUGUAUAAUCUGAACAUCUAGAACUGUCUGUGCCAAUGUCGGUAGUGCCAAUAAUAACAAGCUUUCAUCGAUAGGGAUGCAACUACCUGAAAAAUAUAGGAGAAUUUCGACCUUCCUUAUAUUUUCCAGGUAGUUGCAUUCCCUACCGACAAAAGCUUGUUAAUAUAAUAUGUUAACCCAUUAUAGCUGCAAUGUGCACAACAGAUGAUUUUACAUGUCAAGGGGAGAGUCUUGGCACAUUAAUGGUUACCCAAUGAUUAAGCUGCAAUUAAUGAUUCCAAAUCUGCCUGACUUAAUGAUUUACUUUGUUUUAAUGACAGAUUGUUUUACUCUGUCUAAGGGGCUGAUUACAUGGACCGGGCCAGCUUGGUUAACCGGGCUGGAAAAUGUCACGAAAAUCUUCCUUGGGCCGCAAAAUGAGUUUUAAAUCGGGUUUAGGAUGAUUUUGCAUCUAUACUAAACCAAUUAUUUAUCGCAAAUUUAUUUUACGCGAGUUUUAAAACCACAGUAAGGUCCUAAACAAACGAGUCAGCCCGGUUAACCGGGCCAGCUCGGCACCAUGUAAUCAGCACCUAAAACUGGAUGAUUUCACUUGACAUUUGUACUCUAAACAGGGAAAAAUAAAAAAGUACAAGGGAAAAUUUUGGUUUGAAAAGACUAGGUACAAUUUUUCAUCCUCAUGGGUUUGUGAAUAAGUACAUCACAUAUUAUUUUACUAAUUUCCAAAUUGCCAGAUUUUUGCCCACAUUAUGUUUCUCUCUUCAUUUUUUGGCAUUAAUCGCUUACAGCAAUGUUCCUGUCAUAAAUAAUUACAAUUUAAUAAUGUUUAACAUUAUUAUAUAUACAUUGCGUAUUUACAUUUAUAUAUGAUCAAAUACUAUUAGGCAUUACAACUAGGCAUUACAUAAAUAAACUAGUCUAAAAACUAAAGUACCGUAAUAAAAACUAAGUAGGUAAUUUGAAAAUACUAAUGAAAUAAAAAAUAUAGAAUACGUAAUUCGAAAAUUAUGUUAAUAAAAAGCGUUCUUAAAAAACAUGUUUCUUCACCAACACUUUGAAAAAGCACGAUCACCUAGAGUUUUUUUUAAAUUUGUAAUUCUGAUUAUUAAUUGGUUGCAGUAGGAUUUCAGAAUUUGAUCGCAGGCUAUAUUCAGAUGUUUCUUUUAGGUAAUUAGCUAAUAUACUGUUGUGCACCACCAUAGGUUGAUUAUAUGUAAGGAUUAAAAUCAAUUCUGAAUUGAAUUGCUAGCCAAUAUGCAAACUUCAUCAUUCUUAAUUCAACUAAGUUUUAAAGUUUUAAUGCGCUCAUUUUGCGCACAUUUUAAAUUUGACUUCCUAACUUCUGCAGCCAUGUUUUUAAAAUAGUUAAAAGAAAACACUAAGAGAAAGCAUUAUUUGAAAAAUCUGAUAUGGGGGUCAAAUCAUAGAGAUUAUAAAUAACACUAGAGGAGGCAUCGAGUUUAAAAAUUGGGAACGCAGCUAAUGGGGGGCAAAUUCAAGUCCUGGAUAUAAAAUCGUGCUCUCAUUGGCUGAUUUGAAACUCGUCACCAAUGGGAACACGAAUACACAUCCGGGACUUGAAUUUGCCCCCCAAUAGUCGCGUUCCCUUUUUUUUACUGAAUUAAGAUUACAAUGCCUCCUCUAGUGUUAUUUAUAAUCUCUAUGGGUCAAAUACAGUAUCUGCCAUACUGAAACAUAUCGCCAUAGCAACGGAAGUUACGUAAUUUGUGGAGGAAAAAAUUACACCUCUUAGAUAUUGUUUUAUAAUAAUUUAAAGUCAUUUGUACAUUCUCUAUUUUUUCAACAAGACUUGGUUAUAAUUGCCAAAAAAAUACGGAAUCAUUUUUGAAUGACACUGCAGUAAUUAUUUAUACUGCGCAGUUGCAGCGUAUUACUGAUGUAUAAACUGUGAAACCAACAACUGGUUAUACUGGGUUGUGUUUGCUUCUUACAUUGCAUGAAUAUAAUUUAAAUAGCUGUAUUGUAAAUUGUUUUAAUUUUUGCUUUCCACUUUUGCAUUCAUGGUUUCAAAACAGUUUGGGUCUCAAAAUAAAACCAAAUACGUCAUGAUCACUUACAGAACACAUUUGUAGUCUUGUCUUGAAAAAUCAAUGUUUGUUUGUUUUCUUGUUUUUAAAUAUUUAUCACUAGCUCAGGAUUAGUUUAUUAUCCCCGAGCCAACGGCGCGGAGCGCCGUUCCGGGCGUUAGCCCGCGGCGAGGGUACUAAUUCCGCCCGGCUAUUUACACCCGGGGAAAGGAACGCACUAGCGAAGUCUAAAGUUCAUCAAAUACCGUGGGUGCAUGGCUAUGAUCCAAGGGUGGACCUCCUCACUGAACUAAAAAAUAUGGCUGUUUGCCAGGAGUGGGAUAAGCACACUGAGUUUAUUAAAGCAAGAUUUCAAUUUUCAAAAGCAUAUAUUUGGAAAAUCACGUUUCACACAAUGAGCUUCGAAGUAAUUUUUGUUUGAAAAAAUGAGAAGAAUUGAUUUACUAUGAAAAUUCGUGAAAUAUAGGGCAAGUGUUGCUUUAAUAUAGGGCAAGUGUUGCUUUAAUAAUUUAUUGCGUAAAACAUGCACUGCUGUUUUCCUUUUCAAAGAAGCUGUAAGUUUCAUAAAUUACCCAGUUUAAUUUAAGAAAAAAAGGUAAUUGUAAAGGAGGGCAAAUUAAUUUGAAGACCUAUAAAAUGAAAUUAUUCAACAAUUUGAAGUAAAAACAGUUUAUCGGCAAAAGCAGUUUAGUUAUUAAAAUGAACAUUUCAAAACAUUUUACGAAGCAAUUCAGGUUAAAUUUUACAGUAAAUCAAAGCUCACAAAAUCCAGAACAACAUACCUACAGUACAUAUUUCGGAAAGUCAUUGUUAUAUAGUUAAAAUAAAAGCAAUAAUCUUUCGACUAUUUUUGCCGUGUUGUACAAACGUAUAAUAAAAAUUAAAAUUAUCUUUUCGUGUUGCCAUAGCAACACCACAGAGUAGAGCCAUACAGAGACGUAACUAGUGUACCCACUUUUUCUGUGCGUAUGCUCGGCAAGUUACUAGAUGCAUGCAUCUGAUUGGAUGACGACCUGAUGACGACUCACUUUAAAUUUGCUGAGCACGCGCAGUUGAUCAUUUUUCGCCCGGUCGCCUGAAAAAAAGUGGGUACAUGAUAACGUAAUCUUCCGCAGUGUUUACAACGGUCAGUUACGUCUCUGUAUGUCUUAUCUACUCUGUGGCAACACUGACGUAACGCGAGCCUGCGUUCAGUCCGUGUUGAUCAAUUACUAAUACAUCAUGUUAAAUCAAUGUUUGGAAAAUAUGGGUGAGGGGUUGCUGCAUACAUGUAUUUCUAGUUAUUAUUUAAUAGCAAUUUUCAACUUGCAUUGAAAGCAAAGUUUAUCGCAGGUCAGAUAAUUAACAAUUAUUGAAUGAGAUUGAUCAUGAUAUGCAGAAUUAUCAAAUGAUAAUUCUUCAUACUGUACGUGGCGAAAACUAAUUUCAAUAAUUGUUUUAUUAAUAAUAUUUAUUAUUUAAUUUAAAAAAUGAAAAAGACAUGCAUCCACACCUUCGUCGAAAUAACGACAAGUUCUUUCCUUUUUUCUUUCAUAAGUACCGUUAAGAUGUUUCAAAAUCGUUCGUGGCUGGUUUCGUUGAUAUUUCUUGAUUAUAUUGUAAUAGUUGUUUCCUUUAAACCUGUAAACACGGCCGAAGGCGGCGCUAUAUUGUUUUGGUCAGUUUCCACAUAUUUCCACAUUUCGUCAUAACGUUGAAAACGAUUUUUUCAUAAUAUUCAACGUUAUGACGUCACUCCGUUGAAUAUUAUGUCAAAACUCCAUAUUUGGUCAGCUACAUUAUGGAGUUGAUAUGACGAUUUCACAGUUGGCUGUGAACAGCCAAUCGAAAACCAUGAUUGAAUUUUUUAAAUAAAUAAUACGAUAUCUGUAGCUUACAACCAGUCACAGUACUACAGUGCGAUGCCCUGGAGCAAGCGCGAAGGCAAAUACCAGGGCUUACAGUAUGAUUACAAACUAACCGACUAACAGACUAUUGUAUUUUUAGAAGUAAUGCUUAUACAGUUCCGGUACUUAGAAUCUUUGCAUUACUUUGUCAGCCUCUUGUAGGUGAAGAUGAAAAUCUGUACAUGAAUUUGAAAAGUUGUUUCGAUCUUAAAUAUCAGAAGGUAUGCAAAAUAUUCUUUGGCUUAUAUUUCCCAAUUUUUUAGUGCAUUUCUUCCUUGCAUGCAACAAUCAUUUCAUUUGUACAUGCUAUAAUGUCCGCUCACCCCUGCAUGAGGACGUAUCAACAGUUGGACGGAUCUAUCCAAAUGAAUGUUGAUCCACGAGUAUCCCACAAAGUUCGAUGUAUUACAAAUUGCGUGACGUAACCACUUCUAAGGUAUAUUGCGUAUGUGUACGUACGUACAACAAGUGUUAUAUGACAAGUUUUUGUUUUCCUGGCCGCCACGAUAGCUUCAUGUACAGUAAUUACAACAAUUAAUCGCAGACCAACCGCUUUCAAGUACUCAAAUUAUUUUGCCAAAUUUUCUUUCUUAAUCCAGACAGACGAACGAAAUUUAUACUUUUCCAAUCUAUGACACGAGCAAUAAAUAAAUGUUAGCAGUAGCAUGCUAGCUAGCUUUUAAACAAGUGUACAUAGAUAUACUUGUCAUAGAAAAUCUUGGCAAAGUUGCCCAUUAUGAGUUGAAAAUUAUGUGGUGUUUCAUUGUGCCCUAUUUUUAGUUGCAAAUUUUGUUUUGCGUGCAAGACGAAAACGAUCCAGCCUCUCGAACUGUCAAGAAACUCAUGGACGACUAUCCCGAAGCGGAUGUUCAACUCCUAACAUGUACGUUAAAAUGGUUAAAUGUCAUAUUCCAACUGUUGUUAUUUUACUUAUACUACCAGUCUCUUUACUUUGGACUGGUUCUCUUCGGAGCCUGUUGUACCUUUCACCAUCGGUCUUUAUGGCCCUUGGUUGACUUUGGCAGUACGCAUGCGUACUGUUUUGUUCUGACCAGUAGGAGGACGUGGACGACCUCCUGAAUGUUUUCCCUGCUGUCCAUUGCGCUGUCCUCCUGGGACUGGGUUCAGUAGGUGCUAUAAACAAAAACCUACCGUCACCUGUAAACGUUUUUCCACAUUUGUUUACGUUUCAAACGUAUAUGCGUUGCCGUUACUUUUAUACACGUUUGUAGAUCCCGCUCGUAUUGUUUUAUAAGCGACAUAUAGCAUUAUUCUUUUACUGAUUUUACAUUGAAUAUUAUGUGAUGUCUUUACAAGUGAGAGAUAUAUACCCGCGUAUAGUUUCGGUAGUCAAAACUUGCUUUAUUUGAUUAAAAACCGCCCUUUUUAACUUUUAAAACAAUAUGGCCCAUAGAAACGUCCACGGAAAUUUACGACAGUGCAAAUCAAGUGGGACUUUAAGCACAUGCAGUAGCACUUUUCAAGUUUGAUGGCUUGUACUAUGUGGGCGAUGUGCAGAAAUUGAAAUAUAUAUGAACAUAGGCAAAUAAAAGACAUUGAUUAUAUCGGAAUCAAACAGUACUGAACUGUAGAUUAAUAUUAUUUAUUCUGUCUUUGCAACCGUGCAAAUGACUAAAUAUACAGGACUUUUUAACAUAGUGAUUGCUCUAUUUCACUGUAGAAUGUCUUCCUUACAGUACCAUGUACAUUUUUACGUAGGUGCGACAACUGGUGGGGUGAAUCCUAAAAUAAAUAACAUGUUGCAGGGUUACAAAGUGGCCAAAUACGAUCUAAUAUGGAUUAAUGAUAGCGCAUUAUUUGGUAAGUUACCAGAAAGACAGAAGACUACUCAAAUCGUCUUACGUACGAAAUUAUGACAACUUUGAUUAACCUUUCUCCGCGGGGGUUGAAAUGACCGGACACCAGACGAUCUCUGAUCGUAAUACUUUUAUUACAACAAGCUUUGUAACUGUAGCCUUCACCAGCUGGUAAGAUUACAGUCAGGUAGUUGGAAGAUUUUUGUAAUAAAAUAUUACGAUCAAAGAACGUCGGACCCAUAAAUAUGUAUCCCGAUCGCGCAUCCUCCAUACAUUGCAUUAUUUGAAACUAUUCUCAUUUGGCGAAUAACUCGUAUACAAUGUGUUCCUUUUAACAAAUGCCUUCUAUGCAAGCUUGUGAGUCUAUUUGUUAACUUGUUACAUGCGUUUGACCCUGAUAAUUUACACCAAAACUAAGUUGAACCUAUCUGUGAUGACGACAUUUCCUUUUUGAAUUGUAGUACAUCCUAAUACACUGUCACAGAUGGUAUCUGAUAUGACUGCUAAUGUUGGAAUAGCUCACCAGGUGAGGAAUCCGUAAAUGGAAAAUGUUAAACAGACCCAAUAACUUUGCAGCCAAAGCCAGGGCUGCUGAGAGGGGGGGGGGGGGCAUUUCCCCCCAGACUAAAUGUUAGCUGAAUCAGUGCCGGAUAAUAUGCACUGUAAAAGUGUAAUAUACUGUACAACACCGCUUCUACAAUUAUGACAUCAUAGGCCGCCAUUAGAAUAUUCAUAGGGCCCCCUGGGAAUGUUUUACCCUGGGCCCAGCACAACCUCUCGACGACCAUGGCCAAAGCUAAAGCCCCGUUUACACGAGCAAAUUUUAUUUGACAAAUUUCAUUUGAUCAAAUGCAUUUGAUCAAAAGCUAGCAUGCUAGCUUUUGUUCAAAUGCAUUUGUCACAAUAAAUUUGUCACAAAUUUAUCAUCUACACGAGCAAAAUAUCUUUGACAUAUGAAAUUUGUCAAAUAAAAUUUGCUCGUGUAAACGGGGCUUAACACAAAGAAGAAAUGGAAAUAAGCAUUUUAGAUACAAAGCCAGGAAAAUUUGAUAUUGCACAUUCUAUUGCCAAAUUUAUUGUCAGUAGAGAAUAGUAUCAAGCGAUUCUCCACAUUGAAGCGUUUGAUAUCUCUGAUUGUUCAAAAUCUGCGGCAGUAACGUACAUUUUUCACCAUUAAUAUGUUGUUUUGUAAGUCAGGUGUACUCUUCGUUUUGCGACACUGUACCUAAUUAAUUGUACAAUAUUUUAUAAACUUUAGUCUUGUAUUUUAAAAAAACAGUGGGAAGCAACCUUAAAUUAAUUUAAUGCCCAAUAUUAAUAAGCAACAUGACAGUACAAGAAAUUGUAUUUACGCCAUAUUUAUGAGUAGUUAUGUUUAUGUUAUUCCACAAUGAAUUCAAAUACAUGUGCUUUCAUUCUCUAACAGCGAUUUACCGUGCGUGUUUUAAAGAUAGCGCAUGCCUUUUUCAACAGGUGCCGUUUUUGAUGAACAAAUCAUCUUUUUCUGGAGUACUACAAAAGGUUAGUUGCAUGAACGAAGCCGCCUAUCUUUCUAUUCAGUUUCAUGCUACAAUUGUCUCUGUUCAGUGAGUAACAGUGCAGAAUGAGGAUAAUUUUUAAAAAAGCAUUUCCAAGAAACACUUUUGAAAAUAAUACGAUUAUAAUUGGUGCUUAGAGCUAUGCAUUUGUAUAUUAAUUUGAUUCUAUCUUACAUCUGUAUCUCUUGAGUAAACGUGCAUGCAUCAGACAUAAAAUGUGGCCUUAUUUCUGCAUAGGUUUAUUUUGGUACUCAACAUGCUCGUGUGUAUCUGUUCGCCAAUGCCCUUGGUUUUUCAUGUACGAAUGGAAUGUCCAUGUUGUUGAGAAAGCAUGUAUUAGAUGAAGUAGGUACGCGGUAUUAAAUCUGUUACAAAUUUCUUACUAUUCACAUCAAUGCCUGUAAUACGUGUACUUUGUUACCGCACGUGGCUGGUCGACUACAUGUAUAGAAGCCACCGAGUUUUGGUGCAGAGAGUUUCUAGUUUUAUUUGUGCCAAAAAUGCUGUAGUAUCACCGAAAUAAUUUGAAUUUCUAGGCGGACUUCAGGAAUUUUCUUCCUACAUUGCCGAGGAUUUCUUUAUAAGUAAAUCAUUCGCCGAUAGGUGAAGUAUUUUAUUGUUUUUCUUGUUAAGUUUGAUAUAAAUCACAUUGUACAUGCAUUCUUAGAUUAUUAAUUGUUAAUAAUGGUAAUUGAACUCUUGAUGUUAAAAGACUGUAGAAUGGUAACAUAAAUUAUGUUAUAAGUCAAAUUGAAAGUAUUUUCCUUGUACAGAGGUUGGAAAAUAGCGCUUAGUAGUCUACCGGCGAUGCAAAAUCCUUCAAAGAUUGAUUUGUCGUCUUUCUUCACAAGGAUGGUAAGGUAUGUAAAAAAUUAAACUAUAUGCUUUUUGUGAAACGACAGUUAACUGAGUACAACUGUUUGACAUUUUUAAACUUCGUAUUGUUGGGAUGUUCAUCUAUUUUCAUGAUUCUUCUUUCAAAUUAUGCUGGGUUUUGGUAAGAAUAGUUCGUUGCUAUGGCAACACACGCGUACGAAAUUCACUCUGAAAUAGCCCAUUGCUUCGAAUAGUUGGAAAAGAAAUGCAAAAUUGAACAUAUUACAUACAGUGGGUGACCGGACGAAAUAAAAAUCAGAUAUAAAUAAAUAAUCAGAUAUAUUUUUAAGAAUUGGAUUUUUACACGCACAGUGGCGCGUGAACAACUUGGAAUUCUUUAUUUCCUAUUCCCACGGAAACGAAUGAUCACGCGGGUUUGUUCAUAUACACACGUACAAAUCUCACAACUUGUCAACAAGAUGUGUUCGCAACAGGCUUGUAACAAGCUUGUCAACAAGUUGUAAUAAUGCUGUUAUUUUAUCAAGUUACUACAAGGUUGUCACUCACAACUUGUUGACAAAUUGUUGAAUUGCAGGACGAUAACAAGUUGUUGGAACAACUUGCAACAAGUCUACGUGUUGAGCUCAACAACCUUGUAGCAAGUUGUCAACAAGCCGUUGGCAACUUGUCAACAAGCUGGGAACAAGCAGUGCGAACACAUCUUGUUGACAAGUUGUUGUCAAACAGCAUUGCUACAAGUCUGCUGCAGGUUUGCUACAACUUGUGCGUUUUUACGUGUGUAGCAUAAAGCUUUGUCUUUAUUACGUAUCACGUGGAUAUCACGUAUCACGCGGGUUUGUUCAUAUAGCAUAAAAUUUUGGCCGUAUUACGGGGUGGCCGUAUUAACGGGGUAUCUGUAUAAGGAAAUAUAUUGUCUUGGCGUUUUUCGGGGACGAAAAUGAGUGGCCGUAAUAAAGAGGUGACCAAAAAUAAUACUGAUACCCGUCGAGGAAACACCGCGGUUUCGGCUUUCAAAAUUUCAUGAGAUUUUUAAGCAAGCUGCCCACUGCGAUGGGAGCGCGGGCUCUGCAGCGUGCAAUAAUACUUUUUUGGAUCGAACCUCUGUCCAAAAAUAUAUUAUUGCAUGCUGAUUACGUCGACAGCUGAAAUAACGUGACAGCUACCGGAUGUUAAGACUGAUUAGCUGGGAAUUGUUGACCAAUCGGGAACGAACAUCAAGUUUGAAUGUACAACUAGCACAACUUAAUGUGUUUUCUAAUUCAGGUGGACGCGAUUACGAAUCACAAUGAUGCCAGUAAUUGGAGUUCUUGAACCAUUGACGGAAUGUGUUGCAAUAGGAUUAUUGGGCUGCUGUGGGGCUUAUUAUUUAUGGGGCUUUAAUAUAUGGAAGGUUUUACUUGGCCAUUGUUUGUUUUGGUUUGUCGCGGAUCAACUGUUGUUACAUAUUAUGCAGGGGGUAAGGGUUGUUAUAUUAUGAUAUGUGUUGGUUGUGUACAUUCUAUCUAGGAUUAAGAUUAUAGGAUUUAAAUUAUUAGGAUAAGGAUUAGGUUAGGAUUUAGUCUUGACUUAUGGGGAAUAAGGGUUACAAUAGGUUUAAGAUUAUUACCAAAACCGCGGGUGCUUUCUCUCGCCUGAAGUGUCAAAACAUUCAGGAAUGUGACUAUAUUCUUACGCCUGUUCUGCUGAAAUUGUCAAACUAUUAUUAGCCAUUUUAACAGAUAUCGCCAUCCCCACGAUGUCGAUUUCACGACGUUAAAAAUGAAUUUAGUUGCAUUCCUGAAUGUUUUGACGUGAAAAUAUGACACGUUUUUUCAAGCGAAAAAAGCAUCCGUAGUUUUGAUAAUAGGAUUGCAAGGAUAAGGAAUCGUUCAAGUAAGGGGCAAGAAAUUUUUGUAUUUAUGAAUUAUGUGUGGAAUAUUUAACAAUUAUUGAAUUGGAUACUGAUAUUGAAGAGCACACUCCCUAUCAGGGUUUUUUUUCGGAACUGGCGUGAAGCAGACCGUGAGCUUACAAAUGGCACUUUAAGCAGCAGCUAUUAGUCCAUACCUCAUUAAUGAUCUGCCCCCUGCCCUAUAUGUUUAACCCACCCUGCCAACUUUCCCCGCGGGAGGGUAUCGGCAGAGCGUUGACUUUUACUCUUCUCACACGAGGACUGGGCCGAGUCACACUGGGAAAGUUCCCCACCGAGAAUCGAACUCGGGACCUGGGGGGUGAAAUGCAGGUGCUCUAACCGCCACCGAAGCCCCUUAGAUUGAGCAUGAUAUGAAGAAUUAUCAAACCAGAAGUUUUAUCAAACAAAGCCGAAAGAUAGGUUCAUAACACAAACUGACGAUUUAAUAAUUCUUCAUGUCUGGCUAAAACCGAAUUCAAAAUUGUUCAAAAAGACGUCCGCACAUGUCAGUGGCUUCAAUAGGUCAAGAUAAUGACUAUAGUUCUGUUUCCCCAACUCCUUUCUUUUUUCUUUCAUAAGUACCUUUAGAUGUUUCAAAACCUUUCGUGGCUGUUUUUUAUAUUUCUUGAUUAUAUUAUAAAUUAAAGUUGUUUCCUUUAAACCUGCAAUUUGCUGCAAACACGGCCGAAGGCAGCGCCAUCUUGUUUUGGACGUGUUUCCACAUUUCGUAUUCGUAUUUCCAUUACAUGACGUCAUAACGUUGAAUAUAACUUUUGCAUAUUCAAAGUUAUGACGCCGCGAACGUCAUUGAGUUGAUGUGACGAGAUUUCACAGUUGGCUGUUAGCCAAUCAGCAACCACGAAUCUUUUUAAUAAAUAAUGAGUGACUUAUAGUUGAUUUUUAUUGCGCUUUUUUCCAGCCUGUUCCUAUGCCGCCAUUUUACGAGUUAAUUGUUGCAUGGUUACUACGGGAGACGUGGACGUACUUCAUAUUCCUUCGAGGACUUUGUGGUCGAGAAAUCACGUGGAAAAACGGCGCGUUCAGAAUACAGACUGGCGGGAAAGCAUAUCGUAUACAGGGCAUGAAAGUUGAAGAUGAUGAACACUGCCUGUGAAAUUACCAUCAGGGCGUACAUCUUUUAAUUCUAUUUAUAAGUGAGUUUCAUUAAGUGUUAUCAUGCAGCAGAUGGUGUCAACCAAUCCACAGUUAUCAGAGGAAGAAAAUGUUGUUAUUUUUUUCAUUAAAUGUUGUAAGCUGUAUAUGUUGACAAAGAAAAAGAACUGAGAGAUGAUUAAAUCUAAAGUUAACACUUUUGAAGUUCGCCACCGUCUGCUGACCCGUAACGCUUGCUGAAACUCGCCAACAGAGAUACAUUUAUACAUAAUCAUAUAAAUGUAUUUAUUUUUAAGAUCUAUAAGAGACGAAUGUAAAACUAUAUGAGACUGAGAGUUUUAACCAAACAAAUUAUAGAUUAUCUACAGUAAC
Molecule: messenger RNA, 13307 nt
Organism: Paramuricea clavata
Lineage: Eukaryota; Metazoa; Cnidaria; Anthozoa; Malacalcyonacea; Plexauridae
Source: the annotation of a GenBank genome assembly